AUGUAGAUUCCUCGUGAUUAAAUGAGGAAUGGUUUUUAAAAAUAAAAUUCAAAUGGACGAAGUCUUGGAAAUAAAAAAUAAUAAGUAUAGAACUUCAUUCCUCCAUAUAUUCCAAAAGGUAUGUUGAGUAUGAAUUGUGGAUCAAAAACAGAAAAAAAUACAAAGUUAAAUGACACAGGUAAUUUCUUAAUCUAUUAUAUAUAGAAACCACAGAUGUGACUCAUAAUAAUUUAGGUUUCAGUUAACAAUUACAAUAAUAAAUAAGAGUUGAACAUUUAGAUUUGGGAUUCUUUAAAGUCUAGUAAUGUAAGAUAAUGGGGAAUCACAAUCACAAACAUUGUCCUUUCUUUCAUAAUCCAAAGGAUCGUAAAAGGUAUUUACUUAUUGAAUAUUGUUUUUAAGGAUUGGAGUAGAGUAUUCAGCCGAGUUAUGUCAAUAUAUUGAAAAUAAUUCAAUAUGUCCAUAUGGAGACAAUUGCAAUAGAGCUCAUAAUAGAGUGGAAUAACUAUAUAGAAUUGACAAUUACAAAACUAAAUUUUGCUCCUUUUAUCCAAAUAAUAUUUAACAGUGUGAUUAUGGGAAAUUCUGUUCAUUUGCUCAUUCUGAAGGUGAUAUAGCUAUAGAACUUAUUCAUAAUUUAGAAUAUGAUGAUGAUUUCUUCAUAUUUUAUUACAAAACAGUAUGGUGUCCAUUCAAUCUUACAUAACAUGAUAAAUCUUUAUGUGUUUAUGCUCACAAUUGGUAAGAUUUUAGAAGAAAACCAUAAGGAUACAAUUAUAUUCCAUAAUCAUGUUCUAAUUGGAAUACUAAUGAAUACAUUACAGAAUAUAGUAAUGGAUGUCCAGAUGCUUUUAGUUGUUGUAAAUGUCAUGGAUGGAAAGAAUUAGAAUAUCAUCCAAUGCUAUUUAGAACUAAAUAAUGCAUCAAUUAAAAUUGUAAUAAAUAAGAUUGCUCAUUUUAUCAUUAUCAAUAAGAAAGAAGGUAUUAUUUUGUAAUUAUUUAGAUAUGUUGAAUAAUCAUCUUAAGCUAGAAUAUUUAAGAUUGUACCUAGAAAUAGGAUUAUUUAGAAUGUCUUUAAGGUGAGAGAACCAAGUUUGUAGACAUCACAAAGAUAUUAGAAAUCUUAAGAUAAUAAUAGUGAUCAAUAAUAAUGGCUUGGUCAUAAUUUGUAAAAUAGUUUCCAAUAUGAACCUGAAUCUGAUACUGUUGUUGAAUGUAAAAAUAAGGGUGAACAUUAUUAAACAGCUCUUAUUUCCAUUCUCGAGCGAACAGGUAUAUAUAUUCAUUCAAUAAUUCAAGAUUCUGAAGAAUUGAAGGAUUUAAUGAGAAAAAAGUCCUUCUCUGUUGAUAAUAUUGAUGACAAUGAAUAGAUAAGAGGGGUCUUAAGAAUGAUAGACAUGGAUUCUUGA
Molecule: messenger RNA, 1409 nt
Organism: Paramecium pentaurelia
Lineage: Eukaryota; Ciliophora; Oligohymenophorea; Peniculida; Parameciidae
Source: the annotation of a GenBank genome assembly